Molecule: messenger RNA, 4869 nt
Organism: Crotalus tigris (Tiger rattlesnake)
Lineage: Eukaryota; Metazoa; Chordata; Lepidosauria; Squamata; Viperidae
Gene: MAPKAPK5
Product: MAPK activated protein kinase 5
Exons: 14
Coding region: 609-2018 (469 amino acids)
Biological process (GO): Ras protein signal transduction; negative regulation of TOR signaling; protein autophosphorylation
Cellular component (GO): cytoplasm; nucleus
Molecular function (GO): calcium-dependent protein serine/threonine kinase activity; mitogen-activated protein kinase binding; calcium/calmodulin-dependent protein kinase activity
Source: RefSeq, a predicted model, not a curated record
CGUCGCGUGUAGGCACUGGGCUGCCCCGGACAGCCGCCUGACUGCUUUCUUCCCCGAGAGCCUCGGCAGCGGCGAAGCUCCCGUCGGGAUCGACCCCGCGCGGAUUGCCCGUCAAAGCCGCGCGGAGACUAGAGGAUCCGGACAGGCCACGGCUGCGGGGAGCGCGGUGGCCGCCCUUCCCGAAUCAGGCGGGGCUGCCCGCGGUGGGGGCGAAGCGGUGGCCAUGGCUGGCGGCUGCCCCGCAUCAGUCGAGCCCCGGCGGCCGGGCUGAGGCGGCUGCGGCCCGUUCCUCCCGCCGCCCGCGGCCUCUUUCUUCCCGGCCGCGAGAAGAGUGCUCCCGGGCCUCCGCUUCCCCGCCGUCCCGCUCCCCUUCCUCGGCUGCUGGGCGGGGAUGAGGCGGCAGCCCGGUGGAGGCGGUGGUGGCGGUGGCGGUGGCAGCGGCGGCGGCGAAGGGGGAGGCGGCAGCGGCGACGGUAGUGGAGGCAGCGGGGACAACGACGCCGACGACUCCGACUUGGAGGGGCGGCCCCCCGCCUAGCCCCCCCUGCGCGCCCCCCGAGCCCCCCGAGCCGGGCCUGAGGCGGCGGCGGAGGAGGAGGAGGAGGAGGAUGUCGGAGGAGCCCGACGCGGAGAGGAUGAUCAAGGAAACUUCUAUUUUGGAAGACUACCACAUUAACUGGACUCAGAAGCUGGGAGCUGGAAUCAGCGGCCCAGUAAGAGUCUGCAUCAAAAAAUCAUCUCAAGAACGGUUUGCACUGAAAAUCCUUCUUGAUCGCCCAAAAGCGAGAAAUGAGGUCCGACUUCACAUGAUGUGUGCGGCACACCCCAACAUUGUCCAGAUUAUUGAAGUCUACGCGAACAGUGUACAGUUCCCCCAUGAGUCCAGUCCAAGGUCUCGACUGCUAAUUGUAAUGGAGAUGAUGGAAGGAGGUGAGCUGUUUCACAGAAUCAGCCAACAUCGGCACUUUACUGAGAAACAAGCAAGCGAAGUAACAAAGCAGAUCGCUUUGGCUUUGCAGCACUGUCAUUCUUUAAACAUUGCCCAUCGAGACCUUAAACCUGAAAAUCUUCUUUUCAAAGAUAAUUCUUUGGAUGCUCCCGUGAAGCUCUGUGACUUUGGGUUUGCCAAGAUCGACCAAGGCGACUUGAUGACACCACAGUUCACUCCUUAUUACGUAGCACCUCAGGUCCUGGAGGCACAAAGACGGCACCAGAAAGAAAAGUGUGGUAUUAUCCCUACCUCACCAACCCCAUACACUUAUAACAAGAGCUGUGACUUAUGGUCCCUGGGGGUCAUCAUUUACGUGAUGCUGUGUGGGUAUCCACCCUUCUACUCGAAGCAUCACAGUCGGACGAUUCCGAAGGACAUGAGGAAAAAGAUCAUGACGGGGAGCUUUGAGUUCCCGGAGGAAGAGUGGAGCCAGAUCUCAGAAAUGGCGAAAGACAUCGUGCGCAAGUUGCUGAAGGUGAAGCCAGAAGAGAGACUGACGACAGAAGGCGUUCUGGAUCACCCAUGGCUCAACUCGACCGAGGCGCUCGAUAACAUUCUGCCUUCUGCCCAACUAAUGAUGGACAAGGCCAUGGUUGCCGGCAUCCAGCAGGCACACGCAGAGCAACUGGCAAACAUGAGAAUACAGGAUCUCAAAGUCAGCCUCAAGCCCCUGCAUUCGGUCAACAACCCGAUCCUACGGAAAAGGAAACUGCUGGGAACAAAACCAAAGGAAAACGUGUACAUCCAUGAUCCUGAGAACAGCAACGUUGCUCUGGAGAAGCUACGGGAUGUGAUUGCUCAAUGCAUCCUGCCACAGGCUGGUAAAGGAGAAAACGAAGAUGAGAAACUGAAUGAAGUUAUGCAGGAAGCUUGGAAGUAUAACCGGGAAUGUAAAUUACUCAGAGACACCCUGCAGACUUUUAGCUGGAAUGGCAGGGGGUUCACAGACAAAGUGGACCGGCUAAAACUGGCAGAAAUAGUGAAGCAAGUUAUUGAAGAGCAGACGACUUCUCACGAGUCGCAGUAGCUGGAGCUGCUUGUUCUUAUCCAGUCACCCACACUCUCGCCCGUUUUUUUUUUAAAGACCAUUUUGUGAAUUAUCUGUUAAAGCAGGCUUGCCCAACCGGGCGCCUUCCCAGAUGUUCUGGUUUGGGAUGAUAACGGUGGAAGGCACCCGGCUGGGCAAGGCUGCUGUAAACUGUAAAAAGUAUUUUUAUGUAAAUUAAUGAGUCAUAAUUAUUUCAUUAAAUUUCCACACAGCUUGAGAAAUGCUGUAUAGAUGUAGAUAAUGAGAAUCAUUGGUACUGUAAUAUUUUUUUAAGAAACUCAGUUCCUCAAAAUUAUAUAUAUAUAUAUAUAUAUAUAUUAUAUAUUACAUGAUUUUUACGUACCCCUUCAUUCAUGGUUUUAAAUGGGGCAAAUGGUUAACUGUGUUCACCUGAAUGUCCAGAUUGAGGCAAUAUCUCUCCAGCUGCCUGUCGUAGGGGGGUAUACCAGCUCAGUUCUGGGGGUCUCUCUCGGCUUUCAUCUCAAUAACUUACUUGAAGAAACCAGCCAGAGGCGUAUGGGCUACUCGGCUGCCUGCUGAUUCAAGGCAGCCCUAUAAAAAGUUGUGAUUACUACAAAAUAGCCCUGUGUUUCUGGAUCUUGAGACUCUUUCUUGAGCCCAGGGUUGCCUUUUCCUAUUGCUUUUUACCGCAAAGUGAAGGAAGACAGAAAUGGUGGCUUGUGGCUUUUCACCAGUUCAGCCUGUUUCUAGUGUUCUGACAACCUAUUUGCUUUUGAAGCCUGGAGGCAGCCCUACAGAACUACUCUGGUGCCAUUCCCUGUGUCCUGGGGCCGCUGAAAUGCCAAUCCAAGGUUCUAUGUGGGCUUCUCAUUGGCCACCACGAUUCUGUGGUUUGCUAUCUCUGGGGUAAUGUGGGUUUUUUUUUUAUCCUUCCUUGCCUGGCUUCUGUUUCUGCUCUUGGGCUCAUCCCUCAAAUGCUGCCUUGUGGACUUUCCAUAUUACGGCUGCUGGUUGCGUCCCUGCAGUUUUUAUUGAGAACCAUUUGAUGGGGAGGCCUGCAAGUGUCUGGCUUUAGGUUUGGUUUUAGUCCCUUUAGUUUUUAACAGGAAGCACAGGAGGGCUGUUAGGGCUAAACUACAUCUGGAAAGCUGGAAUCUCUGUCUAGUGCUAGUGCAGUUGAUAAUCUCAAGACUUUACAUCUGGUCUACAGACAUACUGUACAAAGAGAAUGCAUUAUGAAACGGGACGGGGAAAUUUUCUUUGGAGAUGCCCACAGGGAUAAAUGAAGCCACACCAGAGAAGGAGCCUUUUAAUCUGGAGAAACAAAGUCCUCAGCCAGAAAAAAAACCCUGCAGAAGUAGGAAGAUAUUUUUCACCCUCUGCAGAAGGCCAAAGUGAGCUCACAUUUAGCACCCGUUUGUCAAUAAUUUUCUGCUGUGAUUAAUUUUUUCAGUCAGCGAAGCAGAACACUCCGAUUCUUCUGCACACACAGUGUUUUCCCACCAAGGAUGCCCAUGAGGUGGCAUUUGGCUUUUGUGCAGCAAAUUACAUUCAUGGCUUGGAAAAUAUUUCAUAAUAUUUUCCUUGAGGCUUCUGUUUCUCUGUUUCCUCUGGCUUGUGGGAAAUUUUAAAGGGUUGGAGUCUGACUCCUUUUUGUAGAAGUACUGUAUCAAAACAUACUUGUCCUUGCCUCAAUUUCCCCAGCCACCAGCUGAGGAAGGAUCAGAGAUCCCAAGAAUUCCCUGGUGGUCUAUACUUUCUAUGGGAAGGGGCUGGAUCCACAAAUAGCUGCUCCCAGAAGACGCCCCCCCCCAAACCAGUUUCAUUUUUUGGAUGUGGUCAAAAAAUGAGACUGAGGAUGAAAUACUUUAUUUAGUUUUAUUUAAUUUUUCUUUGACUAUUCUGGGGAAUUUUUUGAGAUUAUUUUUUUACUUUUCUCUUUGCCUGCUACCAUUACUCGUUUGAAUGUGGCUCGGGCUGGGCUCUUUUGAUCAAUUAUUCUUUGCAUCUCUUGUAUGUACUACUAAUUCUACACAAGAGUAGGCCCUGGAUUGCCACCUUGGAAGAAACGAGGUGGGUCAACAACAUUGACAGCUCUGCAAUGGGCUUCCGAGAAGUGCCUGUCUCAGUUUUUGCUGUCUCUGCUGAGUGGGCUAAAGAGGAUAGGAAUUAUCUGCCAGGGUGGCUACUUGGUGGAAUACGACAGGAGGCGAAAGGAUGGAAGUCGUGUCCCCCCGAAUGAUGAUUCGGUUCUGACUUUCCACCCUUGCGUGAGUUCUGCAUGAUGCUGUAAAUACAUUAGCUUUCCCCGACUUGGAUGCCUCCAGAUGUGUUGGGGCUACAGCUCUCAUCAUUGGGGGUUGGGUAUUGUAGUCCAGUGGUUUUGGGGAGCCUCUGCUUUGGGAAGGUUGGUGUAGAGAAUAGCUGUGGUUGUCAGAAACCACUUUUCCUUUGUGAGGGAAAAAAGGGCAUCUUUUAUAAAAAACACGACGGUGUACCUUGAUGGUCCUGGAAAUGGAUUUUACUGGGCUUCCCUUGUAAAGCUUUUCAUAUUCAUCUCCGUCUUGAUUUCUUUCUUGUACCUGUGGAAGGAAAAAUCAGCACUCUUGCUUAUGAUGGGCGAAACCCCUAGUAACGUUGAUCCUUAGAGACAGAAUCCAGGAGAAAAUGUUUUGAGACCGGAAAUGGUGUUGUGCAUGUAUGUUUUCAGCCACACCGUAGCCAACCUUCUGUCAUGCCUUCCUCACCCUCCUUUGGCUUUCCCCACUUUUAAGCGUUUUGCUGUAUCACCGUUUUGUUUUUCAAAUCAGUAUUAUAUGAAUGUAAAUAUUAUGCAUUGGUGUACAUAAAAUAAUUUUAGUAAAAUUUA